Aspergillus caelatus is the source of this 909-nucleotide messenger RNA. RefSeq lists its product as uncharacterized. The coding region runs from base 1 to 909 and encodes 302 amino acids. The transcript has 3 exons. The record is from RefSeq and is a predicted model, not a curated record. Lineage: Eukaryota; Fungi; Ascomycota; Eurotiomycetes; Eurotiales; Aspergillaceae.
AUGGCGGAACUUGAAAAUCGUCUCAGUAGUACUUUCAGGAGUUCUGGUUCGAUUCCGAGUCUCGCGCAGAUUUCCAGCAGCCCAACAACAUGGACGGAUGACACGCCCACUCCCCGAUUCCCGUCCGCGUUGUUUCUGGAUGCUGACUGCUAUGAGUGGGCCAGAAUGAAGUUACUGAGGUCAACAACUGCGAUUCCCAAGGAUAUUCUUACGAUCCUUAACCAAGGGAAUGGGAUCCUGGAAAUUUAUCAAACUUAUUUCAAUACCAUCCAUUGUUGGAUGCCUAUUAUCUCCAAGAAGCGGAUAGACCUUGGUAUCCUGUUUCGGGAGGGUGGGCCGGAUCUGGCGAUAUUGCUUCUUGCAAUGAAGCUGGUUACUACAUCUCUUGACCUAACAGGAAACUUGUAUAGGACUGUCAGAGAGUUUUUCCUUGCUCUGGAGGCGGAUAAUAUGGUGUUACUACACUUUCUUCAGGCUAUGAUCCUGGUCGCUCUCUACAAAUAUAGCCACUCUAUCUAUCCCGCAGCAUGGAUGACAGUUGAGGCUUGCUCUCGAUAUGCAGAUAUUAUUGGGCUCUCGCUCUCAGGACAGUGCUUGAGCUCUAUAGGGAGUAAUAAAUACUUUGACUCGGGAGAUUUUGCGCUCUCUGCAGCUCAUAGGAUGGCUGACGAGGGCGCAAUUCAAACAGGAACAUCCCAUCCAAUUCGUGCCAGCAUUUCACAUCCCUUUUCCCCGGUUCCCAACGCUAGCAAUGUCAGUAGGGACGCGAACAAAGACGUACUUACACAAGGCAAACAUCCACUUUCCAAGAUGGUGCAUGGCCACCUCCGCAACGAACUCAAUGAUGGGGAUGUCAAAGCAGAGGACACUGGAGAAAUUGCCGCACGGGCAACGAUCGGCGAUGAUUGA